Molecule: messenger RNA, 1977 nt
Organism: Lithohypha guttulata
Lineage: Eukaryota; Fungi; Ascomycota; Eurotiomycetes; Chaetothyriales; Trichomeriaceae
Exons: 2
Coding region: 1-1977 (658 amino acids)
Source: RefSeq, a predicted model, not a curated record
AUGACCACGAGCCUGUAUGUUGGCAGGAGACUCUCCUUCGAAGGUUCCCUGUGUACUGUACGCUACACGGGAAGUCUCGCCGGCACAAAGGGAGAGUGGCUCGGUGUCGAGUGGGAUGAUCCAUCACGCGGCAAGCAUGAUGGCAAGCACAAGGACGAGCAGGUCUUCACAUGCUUGUCGUCCUCGUCAACUCCUGCCUCCUUCAUCAGACCCAGUAGAAAGCCAGAUGCAGAGCAGACUCUGUUAGAAGCCAUCAAGUCGAAGUACGGUGGCGACUCAACUAACAAUUCCUCUAACACUGAAAUUGUGAUUAUUUCUGGCAAAGUGGCUCAGGAGGUAGGCUUUGACAAGAUUGCUCAACAGCAAGCCGAAUUAGCAGAACUCCGUAUUGUCCUAGUCGAUCAACUGGUGGUCAAUGGUAUAGCGUCUCGAGGUGCAUCUUCUUCAACAAUUGCCAAAGCUCAAGCCGAGCUAUCUACAUCAUGUCCCAACAUCACCGAGCUGGAUAUUUCCUACAACACCAUCGAGAACUGGCAGGAUGUGGCUGACAUCUGUAGUGCACUACCAAAGCUGAGAACUCUCAGAGCAGGCGGCUCACGGUUUCGCACAUUUGGGCAUGAUAUUCAACCAAGCCCGUUUGCGCACAUCAAAGAGCUUCACCUAGAAGAUUGUCUUCUGAGCUCGAACCAAAUCGUAGGACUGUUACGAGACCUCAGUGGUUUCCCACACCUUACACAGCUUUUCUUGUCUGCCAAUCAGCUGAGUACCCUUUUCAAUGCUCAGACCGAAGACUUACCCUGCAUAUCGAGCCUCAAAUCCCUCGUGCUGGAGAACAACUCAUUCAGAGAUCUUGAUUGUCUCAUUAUUGCUGUGGCCGUCUUUCCAAAUAUCGAGUCUUUGUCUUUGCAAGCGAAUAAGAUUUGCGACAUCGGGCCUGCUGUUGUUGCUCACAAGCAUAUCUUCCCUCAAAUCACAACGCUCAACCUGUCCCAUAAUCUAAUACCUGCCUUCAGUUUCAUCGAUUACUUGCCAAAGCUUCUGCCAAAUUUGUCGUCGUUGCGCAUUACGAACAAUCCAAUCUUCCUCCCGAGCGAGCCGAGUUCGACCACUGACUCUCGAUCCUCCGAUAAACACUAUUUCCUGACGCUGGCAAGAUUGCCAACCCUGAAAACCCUGAAUUACACGAGCAUCACCCCGAGGGACAGAGAGGAGGGUGAGAUCUACUUCCUUUCAGUUGUCGAGAAGGAUCUCAAAGCACAUCUUCUAAAGGCAGAAGCUCGUGCUCAGCUCAUUGCCAAGGUCGAACAACUAUACCCACGCUACGAGGCUCUGUGCAAGAAAUAUAGCCGCGAAUCUGUGGUAGAACAGUUACUUUCGAGUGAUCCUUCUAGUGAAGUUCUACGUGCCAUAGAAGCAACUAAGCUCUUGUAUCCGGUUGGAUCAAUUGCUGCUCGGCUUGUGAAGGGGAUUUUCUACAUACCCAACACUGCCAUCAGGAAUAAGUCUGAAGCGAAAGUAGAGCUUCAAAUUCCAGAUACCAUCCCUGUAACACGUCUACUAUCUAUAUUAUUAAGGCAGCCUGGAUUACAAGCUUAUCUAAAACCCAUGCAAUUCAAACUCAUUUACGAGUCGAAAGAGCUAGAUCCAGUCGACACUACGGCAGAGAGCACAACUCGCAGUGCAGUUUACAGUAAAACCCUUACUGCGGAAGAGAAACAAACACUCUGGAGAGAAUGGGGUGAUUGGGAUGCCGAUACGCUUGUGGAAGAGCGUCUCAAUGAGCAAGAAAGUACUACUUCUGCAGACACCGAGGCUGAGCACUGGACAGAAGAUGGUCAAUUCUGCAUCAAGGAAGGUCGUAGAUGGAAGAGGAGAGAGACGGAGAUACCUCACGCGCUCAAGCGAGGUUGGGGAGACUGGUUGGACGGCGCCAAAGAAGUGAGAAUCAGAAUCGAACCUUUCGAUCCACUAGUGUGA